This is a messenger RNA of Solanum stenotomum, 3591 nucleotides long. Its product is annotated as protein SEMI-ROLLED LEAF 2. NCBI's taxonomy places the organism in Eukaryota, Viridiplantae, Streptophyta, Magnoliopsida, Solanales, Solanaceae. The record is from RefSeq and is a predicted model, not a curated record. The transcript has 20 exons. The coding region runs from base 326 to 3307 and encodes 993 amino acids.
GGCGACAGACAAUAGAGAAAAAAAAGUCUCUUUUAACACAAAUAAGUGACCUGACAAUCACGUGAUCUCUCUUUUUCUCUUCCACUCUACUACUCUACUAACCAGUCUUUGAUUCUUGAAAAACCCCAUGUUGUUCUUUCCUCCUUUUAAGAUUUCUUCCUUCAAAAUCCACGCGCUUACUUUGUAGUUGUCUGGUUUCUUGAAAUUGAUUUUUUUUCAUUGUUUCUUCACUUCCCAUUUGUUCUUUCUACCAAAGUUGAAACCUUUGUUGGAGUUCUUGAAACCCCUUUUCACUUCCAAGAUCUCCUUCUGUAGUUGAAGGAAAAUGGGAUUUAUUUCACGGAAGUUAUUCCCAGCAUGUGGGAACAUGUGCAUUUGCUGUCCUGCUAUGAGGUCUCGAUCUCGACAACCCGUUAAGCGAUACAAGAAAUUGCUAGCUGAAAUCUUCCCCAAAUCACCAGAUGGCUUGCCUAAUGAAAGGAAAAUAGUGAGAUUAUGUGAAUAUGCAGCGAAAAAUCCUUUCAGAAUCCCAAAGAUUGCAAAGUAUCUUGAAGAAAGAUGCUACAAAGAGCUGCGAAGUGAGCACAUCAAGUUUAUCAAUGUUAUUGCUGAGGUGUACAAUAAGUUGCUUUGCAUGUGCAAGGAGCAAAUGGCAUACUUUGCUGCUAGCCUAUUAGACAUGGUUGUUGAACUGCUGGAUGACUCUAAGAAAGAUGCUAUCAGGAUUACUGGUUGCCAGACCCUGACCAGGUUUAUUUAUAGUCAGGUAGAUGGAACAUACACAUAUAACAUAGAAACUUUGGUUCCCAAAGUAUGUUCAUUGGCACGGGAGACUGGUGAAGAACAUGAAAAACGCAGCUUGAGGGCAUCAAGUUUGCAAUGUCUUUCUGCCAUGGUUUGGUUCAUGGCUGAGGUCUCUCAUAUAUUUGUUGAUUUUGACGAGAUUGUUCAUGUGACUCUGGAUAACUAUGAGCCUGAAAUGCAUAAUGAGGACUUUGAACGAGGGGAGGCACACCACAAUUGGGUGGAUGAAGUUGUUAGAUCUGAAGGAAGAGCUGUUGGUAGUGAAUUCGGUCCUUGCCAAAUUAGACCCAGACCUGAUAAGAAAGAUCCAUCUUCAUUAACAAGAGAAGAAAUCGAAACACCAAAAGUAUGGGCUCAAAUUUGUCUUGAAAGGAUGGCUGACCUGGCCGAAGAGAGCAGUACAAUGCGUAGGGUGUUAGAGCCAAUGUUUGUCCAUUUUGACCAUGGGAGGCAGCACUGGGUUUCUCCACAUGGAUUGGCUGUGAUGGUUCUCUCCGAUAUGAUCUACUUUGUUGAAAGUUCAGGGAAUCAACAGUUGAUUUUAACCGGUGUAAUUCGUCAUUUAGACCACAAGAAUGUGGCACAUGAUCCUCAAAUGAAGUCUUAUGUCAUCCAAACUGCUACUGCUUUGGCUCGACUCAUUAGAUUGGAAGCUAGUCUCUCAGAUGUACGAUUUGUCGGUGACCUGUGCAGACAUUUGCGUAAGAGCCUUCAAGCAACUGUCGAAUCAGUUCAAGAGCAAGAGCUUACCUUCAACCUUGCACUUCAAACAUCUAUCCAAGAAUGCUUCCUAGAAACCGCUAAAGGGAUUGUUGAUGCACGACCACUGUUUGAUAUGAUGGCAAUGAUGCUGGAGAAGUUGCCCUCUCUUAAAGUGGUUGCCAGGGCUACAAUGGGAUCCUUGAUCAUUCUUGCUCAUAUGAUCUCAUUAGCAUCUGUUGUUUCACGAUGUCAGCAGGUAUUCUCUGAGGAGCUGUUUGUUCAGCUACUGAAAGUGACAUUGCAUCCAGACGUUGAAAUACGGAUUGGAGGACACCACAUCUUUUCUGUUCUCCUAAUCCCAAGUUCUAACCAUAUUAGACAUGACAUAGCCAACCACACAAGGAGAUGGAAUGCAAACGGCUCAUCUACAUUUGUGUCAAUUACUUCAUUACUUGAUAAGCUUCGAAAGGGAAAGGAUGGAAUUAAGUUGAAGGAAGGACAUGUUAUUCAAGAUGAUUUGAAGGCGAGAGACAAUGUUGAUGAGGAAUACAAGCAGGGUUGGACCGUAAACAAUUCACCGAAGUUUAAAAAAUUUAGUUCUAUGAUUGAUUGUACAGCCGUAUCUGUUGGUAGCUUGAAUGAGGGUGAACCAUACAUUCUGAAGCUAAACAAGGAUCAAAUUGUCCAGUUGCUGUCAGCCCUCUGGCUACAAGCCAACAUGCCAGAUAAUUUACCUGCAAAUGUUGAAGCUAUAGUUCAGUCAUUUUGCUUGACACUUAUUUCUUCACGUGUUAAGAAAACCAACAAUAAUUUACUGAUACGCUUUUGUCAGCUUCCUCUAUCACUUAUGAAGUUAUCCCUAGACCCUAAUAAUGGAUUGUUUCCUCCAGCAUACCAGCGUUCGCUUCUUGUGUUAUCAGCUGCCAUGUUAGCAUUUUUGGCGAAGAUUUAUCAGAUAACUGACCUAAGUAUUAUACUUGAAACAUUGCGGGAUUUUGGUGUUGAUCCUUUUCUGGGUAUCAAUGAUGGUUAUCAAGUGUACCUGAAGCCUCAUGUAGAUGUGAGAAAAUAUGGUUCUGCAGCAGAUAACGAAGCAGCUGUAUCAUCACUAUCAGAAUUGCGGAACAAAAUUCAAGAGUGUCAUGAGAUAAUAAAGGACAUCUUAGUUAAAAGUUUGUCUAGCAUUGCAGAGGUUAAGGCAGAUGACAUAUUCAAGCAGCUGUCGGAGGAUUUCACACCUGAUGAUACUUUCAUCUUUUAUCUAAAAUCAAUGGUUGGAAUGGAUCACGUCCAAAUAGGAUCACACUCCAGAUAUUCACCUUCGUUUGAUGAGGAAUGUUAUCCAAAUUCGUUUGUAGAGGAUGACAAAGUAAGUGAAUCAUCAAUUGCUGACAUCACCAGAUUCGUUCCCAGAAUUCCUAUGUCUCCAUCUCCUUCGAUGUCUCAUGUUGUGAGCAUUGGACAGCUUCUUGAAUCGGCACUCGAGGUGGCUGGUCAAGUAGCUGGUUCAUCUGUUUCAACUUCACCACUUCCAUAUGACACCAUCACUAGUCAAUGUGAAUCUCUUGGCACAGACUCGAGAAAGAAACUCUCUAAUUGGUUAGCUCAUGAAAAUCAUUGUUCAAAAGCAGCUGGUAUGGUGUAUCCUGCCUUCCCCGCAAAUGGGCCAUCUGCACUUGCUAAGAUACUUCAAGAAGAUGGACCUGCUAAAGGACCUCCGUUAUCAAAUGAAUCAUGGCUAGCACUGAGGCUACCUCCUGCAAGUCCUUUUGAUAACUUCCUCAGAGCUGCUAGAGGUUAGAUCGAUGCACGCAAUGCAACUGCACCUUAGUUUGUAAAUGACAUCACAUUGAGCUAGUGAUCGACUAGUAGGUUUAGCUAACCCUUUUGCUUUAAUUCCAACUCUGGAGCUGUCAUGCCCCAACUUAUCAAGUGUUUGUAUUUCUAAGGUGUGUGUUUGUUGUAGCAUUGUUGUAAAGUGCAGUAUUACUAAGCUGUAUUUAAUUCUAACUUGUGUUAGUCGUCUGUAUCUAGGCUUGCUUUACAACUCCAGCUCCUCUGAUCAUUUCAAAUCUCUCUUUACAA